AUGAUGGCUGAAGACACGACAGCCGACGCGACGAGGCGACUGAACGUGAAGAAGCAGACCCUGGAUGAUGCCUACGCGGCACCGGCUAACUUCCUAGAAAUCGACGUCGUGAACCCAGUCACGACCAUGGGAGUAGGGAAAAAACGUUACACGGAUUAUGAAGUUCGUAUGAGGACAAACCUGCCAGUGUUUAAAGUAAAAGAAUCCAGCGUGAGACGGCGGUACAGCGAUUUUGAAUGGCUUAGAAACGAAUUGGAAAGAGACAGUAAGAUUGUGGUUCCGCCCCUACCUGGUAAAGCCCUCAAAAGACAGCUACCAUUCCGUGGAGACGAUGGUAUAUUCGAAGAGGAAUUUAUUGAGGAUCGUAGAAAAGGUCUGGAAGUAUUCAUCAACAAGAUAGCCGGCCACCCGUUGGCGCAGAACGAGCGGUGCCUUCACAUGUUCCUCCAGGAGCCCACCAUAGACAAGAGCUAUGUCCCCGGAAAGAUACGAAACACAUAA
Molecule: messenger RNA, 501 nt
Organism: Spodoptera littoralis (African cotton leafworm)
Lineage: Eukaryota; Metazoa; Arthropoda; Insecta; Lepidoptera; Noctuidae
Source: the annotation of a GenBank genome assembly